AUGCCUAAAUCUAAAAAACUCCACCGAAAAAUCGAAAAUAAAUUAGAAAAAUUAAACUCCGAUGCUCUUUAUAAUUUGGUAGAAAACUGUAAGGAAAUCCUAACUCUUUUAGAAGACCAACUAAUUAAAGGCAAAUUGGAUGAAUUGGGUCAGCCUUUUUAUGAAGAGGGUUUAUGCUCUUUAAUGGAUAAUUAUUGA
Funneliformis geosporum is the source of this 198-nucleotide messenger RNA. The record is from the annotation of a GenBank genome assembly. Lineage: Eukaryota; Fungi; Glomeromycota; Glomeromycetes; Glomerales; Glomeraceae.